AUGCAAGAUCUGUGGCUAGAUAGAGUGUCAUGGGACGAACAAUUGUCACCAUCACUCAUUCACAAAUGGACUGGAUACCGCGAGGAUCUUCAAAACAUCGAAUCCAUCCACAUUCCACGCUGGAAUAAUAUUGCACCUGGAGCAACAAUAGAUGCUGAUGAGAAUACAAAGGUCUCACUUUUGUGUUCAAAAACGCAAGUAGCACCGCUGAAGACCAUGACAAUUCCACGCUUGGGAUUAUCUGCUGCAUGCAACCCGCUGGAAGACAUUCGCAAUAAAGUGGAAAAAAUCCAAGAAACGCUUCGAGAUGUCUCCUGGAAAUUUAUUCCAGGAAAGCAAAACCCCGCUGACUGCGCUUCAAGAGGUAUACCAACGCUAAAACUAAAGCAACACGCUCUCUGGUGGCAUGGACCGACUUGGAUUCAUGAACCAGAAUCCUCUUGGCCCACUCUGGAGCCUCCAGCUGACAACGCAACGCAUCGAAAAGAACGACAAGUUCUGACAUUAGUAACUUGGAAAGCAGAAAACUGCCUGCUCCAACAAUUACUAUCGCAUUACACGCAGCUGUUUCCAUUGCUACGGAAGCUCAGCAUCUGGUAUCGUGUCAUCGACCGCUUCAAAAGAGUUCCACAAUCUUCGCUGGCCUACCCGCUUACUCCAUCAGACCUGGAGCGCGCUAAAUUGACCUUGAUUAAGUUCACUCAAGGACAAUACUUCACUAGAGAGAUUCACACGCUUCAAGAUGGUGAUGGUCUGCCGAUAAAUAACUGCGUCACCAAGCUGACUCCGUUCAUCGACCAUCAGGGGGUCCUGAGAGUCGGUGGCCGCUUGAAAAACGCAUUGCUGGACCCAGAAGAAAAGCAUCCAGCGAUCUUACCACGACAGUCACCGCUUACAGAAAUCUUGAUUGAUGAUUCGCACCGCAAAACGCUUCACGGAGGUACUCAGCUUACGCUCGCUGACUUACGCAAGAGUGCCUGGAUCAUUCGAGGCCGUGUUUCAGUCAGAUCAUUCAUAUAA
Molecule: messenger RNA, 1020 nt
Organism: Cotesia glomerata
Lineage: Eukaryota; Metazoa; Arthropoda; Insecta; Hymenoptera; Braconidae
Exons: 2
Coding region: 1-1020 (339 amino acids)
Source: RefSeq, a predicted model, not a curated record